This is a messenger RNA of Nycticebus coucang (slow loris), 1937 nucleotides long. RefSeq names its product G protein subunit alpha i1 (gene GNAI1). Gene Ontology annotation, biological process: adenylate cyclase-modulating G protein-coupled receptor signaling pathway. The record is from RefSeq and is a predicted model, not a curated record. NCBI's taxonomy places the organism in Eukaryota, Metazoa, Chordata, Mammalia, Primates, Lorisidae. Gene Ontology annotation, cellular component: heterotrimeric G-protein complex. The coding region runs from base 303 to 1367 and encodes 354 amino acids. Gene Ontology annotation, molecular function: GTPase activity; G protein-coupled serotonin receptor binding; GTP binding. The transcript is spliced from 8 exons.
CGAGCUCCGCCGAGCUUCGCUAGGCUGCGGCGCGGCCACCGGCGGGAGGGCGGUAGCCGCUGCACCCGAGCCUUCCAACCCCCAAAGCCGGGACUCGGGGGCGCUGAGUGGCGCCCGGUCGUGGUGCUGCUCGCUCCUUUGCAGACCUCGUCGCCCGCGUCUCCGUUUAGGAAGUGGUGGGGGUGGCGUGGCAGACGGCGGGAGGCAGUGGAGCGCUCCCCGGGAGGAGAAGGAAUUCACCUGUGCUUAGAGACAGCGCUCGGGCGCGGUGGGAGCGGCGGCGAGCUCUCGGUCCAGGCACCAUGGGCUGCACGCUGAGCGCCGAGGACAAGGCGGCGGUGGAACGGAGUAAGAUGAUCGACCGGAACCUCCGGGAGGAUGGCGAGAAGGCGGCGCGCGAGGUCAAGCUGCUGCUGCUCGGUGCUGGUGAAUCUGGGAAAAGUACAAUUGUGAAGCAGAUGAAAAUUAUCCAUGAAGCUGGUUAUUCAGAAGAGGAGUGUAAGCAGUACAAAGCAGUGGUCUACAGUAACACCAUCCAGUCCAUUAUCGCCAUCAUUCGGGCCAUGGGGAGGUUGAAGAUAGACUUCGGUGACUCAGCUCGGGCGGAUGAUGCUCGCCAGCUCUUUGUGCUUGCGGGAGCUGCUGAAGAGGGCUUUAUGACUACAGAACUUGCUGGAGUGAUAAAGAGAUUGUGGAAUGAUAGCGGUGUGCAAGCAUGUUUCAACAGAUCCCGAGAGUACCAGCUGAAUGAUUCUGCAGCAUACUAUUUAAAUGACUUGGACAGAAUAGCACAACCAAAUUAUAUCCCAACUCAACAGGAUGUUCUCAGAACUAGAGUGAAAACUACAGGAAUUGUGGAAACCCACUUUACUUUCAAAGAUCUUCAUUUUAAAAUGUUUGAUGUGGGCGGUCAAAGAUCUGAGCGGAAGAAGUGGAUUCAUUGCUUCGAAGGAGUGACUGCCAUCAUCUUCUGCGUAGCCCUGAGUGACUAUGACCUGGUGCUGGCCGAAGAUGAAGAAAUGAAUCGAAUGCAUGAAAGCAUGAAGUUGUUUGACAGCAUAUGUAACAACAAGUGGUUCACCGAUACAUCUAUUAUACUGUUUCUAAACAAGAAGGAUCUCUUUGAAGAAAAAAUUAAAAAGAGCCCUCUUACUAUAUGCUAUCCAGAAUAUGGAGGAUCAAACACAUAUGAAGAGGCAGCUGCGUAUAUUCAGUGUCAGUUUGAAGACCUCAAUAAAAGAAAGGACACAAAGGAAAUAUACACCCACUUCACAUGUGCCACAGAUACCAAGAACGUGCAGUUUGUUUUUGAUGCUGUAACAGAUGUCAUCAUAAAAAAUAAUCUAAAAGAUUGUGGUCUCUUCUAAGUUUUGCAGUUACUGGUAAAAUGCAUUUUCAAGCCAAAUGAGUACUUAUAUCUGGAUCUCUCUAGACUAGAGUCUUGCAGCAACACAGAAUGUAGUAUACAGCAGAUGCAUCUGGGACCAGACCAAAGUUGGUUUUUUUUUGUUUGUUUUUUUUUUCUUUUUUUAAACUGAAAGUAACAGAGGGACCUUUCUUAAAUGUAAAAGGUGGUCUUGUAGUGUGAAGCUGAAGGACAGUGUUAAAGCUGGGCUCUAGUGUACUGAUUUCUGCGUAAGUGUAAAUAUGCAAAUGUAUGUAUACAUGUAUUUAUGAUGUUAGUUUCCCCACAUUACUUUUAGGUUUUAAGAGUGGCAACUGACAAUUCUAGCGCGAUGGCUUUGGAAAUAGCAUAAAUAUUAAGAACCUUGUACUGAAUGACAGACGAUUACUACGUUUGCCAGUUUUAAACAGAUUUAUUUAUGUUCAUGUCCUGUGAAUUUUUAAGUACAGUGAUCAAUAUUCAGAAACAUUGCAGCCCUUAUCUUGAUUAUAUGUAUACUUGUAUUCAUAAAAAAAUGUUAUUUGUAUAAACA